CUGCCAAGCAGCCAGCCAGCCAGUGAGCCCUCCUGGCACCGUCCUCCCCUCCACACCCCCUUUCUCUCUUUUCCCUCUAAUGGAUCCAUAUAUUCUCACGUUAGGCUGUGGAUACUGAUCUGUGCCUGUCAAUUUGCUUUCUCCUGUUCAUUUUCAGCUUGGAUAACUGGAAUGUACCAAAACCACAUCAAGGACAGCAACAACAAUUGCAAUAAAAGUCGUCUCUGUGAUUACAAGGAAAAGCUUAUCCAAGCUAUAAAAAGAAUCAAGCACGAGGUAGAUGAGUGCAGAGACGCGGAGAGAGAGACAUACAUAGAGUCUGUGCAAGUAGAGAACAGCUUUGAUGCCCUGGAACGAGAUAUCAGAGCCGAGUUUCAGAACCUCCAUCGUUUCCUAGACGAGGAGGAGAGCAGGGACCUGGAGCGUCUGAACAGGCAGAGACAGAAACAACUAAAGCAGCUGAAGGAAAGAGAGAAGAAGAUAAUAGAGCAAGGGAGAGACCUGGACAGGGCGAUUGCAGUGCUGAAUGGCAAAUUGGCUGAGGAAGACAGUCCGAAUCUUUUGAAAGAAAUUCAAGAUCUCAUAAAGAGGUCUCAGGUCAGUUUGGUGCUCCCGGCGGAGGUGGACACUGAGGUGCGCUCUGGUCAGUUUGUGGGCCCCAUACAGUACAGGAUAUGGAAGCACAUGAAAAGCUGCCUCUAUCCAAAUAUUACAUCAGUGACUUUUGACCCCAACACAGCCCACCCUAAUCUGUCCCUGUCCAAGUCCUGCACUUCAGUUUGGUUUGAUGAGGAUAAAAACACGCAGGAUUGUGAUCCAAGCCCUCAACGGUUCCAUUAUUAUUACUGUGUGCUGGGAAGUAAGGGCUUCACGACAGGCCGGCACUACUGGGAGGUGGAGGUGGCUCAUAAGACAGCGUGGAGGUUGGGCGUGGCACGAGAGGAUGUUGAAAGAGGGGAGAUGGAUGCUACGGGAACCUCCAGCGGCUUGUGGACCCUGGCCCUGAAAGGUGGAUCUGUUUUAGCCUGCACGGACCCAGAGUCCACCAAGGUCACUGUGUCUGUCCGACUUGCCCGCAUUGGUGUGUUCUUAGACUGUGAAAAUGAGGAAGUGUCUUUCUAUAAUGCUGUUACCAUGGCGCCGAUUUACACCUUCACCAUGGGAACAGUUAUGGUCCCUCUGUUCCCCUUCUAUAAUCCAUGUGACUCUGAUGAUGGGAAAAACAAUGCAGCACUUAAGAUUUUUAACCCCUCACUAUGAUAAGAAACAGUUUUCCAGCAAAAGAAUAUAUUUUUUGAAUUAAAAUUAAGAGCUGAAAGAACUCAGAAUUAUUCCGUGCUUGAAUUAAAAGAAAAUUAAAUUCCAACCUAUUGAGCAAAUAAUGCCUUUGUUUUAUUUUGAACACAAAAAAAAUCCAAAUGUAUGCUGGUUACAGCCAACAAUGAAAAUAUAAAUAAGAUUCAGCCCUCAUAAAUAAGCUCCUGUGAGGAACCGUCGAUUUGUGGUGACUUUGGUGCCCCCUGUGUACAAAGUAGGCUAAGUCUUAUUUUGUUCGCUAAUCUUGUUCUUACGUGCAAGUCAUGAUUUCUAUCAAAACAUCUCAUCCAGCUGUCUUUUAACAGUCAGAUGUAUCAGUCAUUGUGGAUAUUUGCUGUGGAAAAUGUAACAAAGAAGAAGUUGUGUUUCUUCAUUGUGUUGUAAAUCAUCCUAACCCACAUGAGCUGCUGUAAGCAACAACAACAAAAACAGUUGCUAUGCAUAUAAAUUGUCAUUUUUGUC
Labrus mixtus (cuckoo wrasse) is the source of this 1779-nucleotide messenger RNA. Its product is annotated as zinc-binding protein A33. The transcript is spliced from 7 exons. Gene Ontology annotation, molecular function: protein binding. Lineage: Eukaryota; Metazoa; Chordata; Actinopteri; Labriformes; Labridae. The record is from RefSeq and is a predicted model, not a curated record. The coding region runs from base 172 to 1260 and encodes 362 amino acids.